Carica papaya (papaya) is the source of this 1495-nucleotide messenger RNA. It is a transcript of the gene HHP2, whose product is annotated as heptahelical transmembrane protein2. Gene Ontology annotation, molecular function: signaling receptor activity. Lineage: Eukaryota; Viridiplantae; Streptophyta; Magnoliopsida; Brassicales; Caricaceae. Gene Ontology annotation, biological process: response to hormone. The record is from RefSeq and is a predicted model, not a curated record. Gene Ontology annotation, cellular component: membrane.
AGGAGAGAGAGACUCCUACAGGUUCGCCGGACAGAUAAAACGGACUCAGACGUGUAGAAGGAAUCCGGCGGAUCGCUAGCCGGGAAAAAGCAUUAGUUUUUUUUCCGGCGACGCUUUCGCCAGUUAAACGACGCCGAAUUAAUCAUGCAAAAGCGAAAAGCAGAGGUCGCGAAGGAACUCGACCAUGUCAGCUCACCGGGAGAGGAAGACGGAGCAGAUAACGACAUCAAUUCAAGAAGUAAUGGAAGUAAAUAUGAUGAGGCGAAGAAGAAGAGUUUUAAGAGACGACUACUGAAGUACAAGGAGUUGCCUGAGUACCUGCAAGACAAUGAGUUUAUACUCGAUUAUUACCGAUGUGAGUGGCCUCUGAAGGACGUAUUCUUCAGCAUCUUCUCUUGGCACAACGAGACUCUCAACAUAUGGACGCAUUUGGGAGGUUUUCUGAUAUUUGUGGGACUGACGGUGGUCAGCGCCAUGGGAACGAUGGAGCUCGGAGGUUUAAUUGGCGGUUUCUUCAGAGGUCAAGUUUCGUGGCCGUUGAUGAUGAUGAUGACGAAGAGCGACGUGAACGUCUCUGAUAGCAAUCUGUUUCCGGAUUCACACGAGUUGAGGCACAUUCCACAGCCAUCAUCAGUUUUCAAUGUACAUAAAGAAGAAGGUUAUGAUGAAACUAUUCCAAGAUGGCCCUGGUUCGUUUUCCUAUCGGGCGCAAUGUCCUGCUUAGUCUGCAGCUCGAUCUCCCACCUGUUGGCUUGCCACUCCAAACGCUUUAACCUCUUCUUCUGGCGCCUGGACUACGCCGGAAUCUCCCUCAUGAUUAUCUCCUCCUUCUUCGCCCCGAUCUACUACGCCUUCUACUGCCAGCCAUACUCGCGAAUCUUUUACCUCACCUCCAUUACCGUCCUCGGCGUACUUGCCAUCAUUACUCUCCUUGCACCGGCCCUCUCAGCUCCUUGUUUUCGUUCAUUCAGGGCUAGCUUGUUCUUAGCCAUGGGCUUCUCGGGUGUAAUUCCAGCAGCACAUGCAGUUAUUCUCCACUGGGGAAACUCCCUUAUAUUAGUAGCACUUGGUUAUGAGCUUGCCAUGGGAGUUUUUUAUGCUGUAGGAGCUGGCUUUUAUAUCACCAGAGUACCAGAAAGAUGGAAGCCUGGUGCCUUCGAUAUUGCAGGACAUAGUCAUCAGAUCUUCCAUGUUUUUGUUGUGUUUGGGGCUCUCGCGCACUGCGUUGCCACGCUGACUAUUUUGGACUUUCGUCGGGGAUCACCAAACUGCGUGUGCUAGGGCUUAUUCUUCUACAUUUAGAGAGAUCCUUUCUUUUUUUGGGGGUCAGGUUUAUUUGUUCUCUUGUGAUGGAUCUUGCGUUGUACUUUUAAGAAGGAAGUAGCUUUGCAUUUAUUCCAAAGAAAGAUUAGGUUGCAAUACGGAGAUACUUUUAGUUUUCUGAAUAUGACCUUUCAAUUAUUGUAUAUAUUUCAAGCUUUUCAAUUUUGGGAAA